UAACUUUGUAAGCGGUCGUAUUUUAAAAAAUUGGCGCUAAACUCAAAAUGGCGGCGACCUUAGAGCAAAUGGCGGAAAUUUUCUCUUCAAAAAUCUCCAGUUUAAAGCGAUGCAUGGAAUUAAGAGGCGCAGGUAAGAUAAAAAAAACCAAAGGUAGCAUUUAAAUAUGAUUUAUAUUGAAAUCCAUCGUUAAGCAAAAUGUGAUGUGCAGAUUUUGUAUCAUGGUUGAUCGUUGAUGUCUUAAGGCUUCGAAAGUACAAAGUAAAGCCGUUCAAUCGUUGUCAAAAUCAUUUACCGAAAGUCAAAGACCAAUCAGCCAUUUUUUAUUCCAUACCGUGCACCAUGCAUUUUUACUUUUGUGAUUUUAGGUUUGAUGUGCCAGAAAGUGCAAUAUUGCAGAGCUCUUUGGUUUAUUGAUCAAGCUAAGAAGUGUAAACUAUUUGCGGGACCCUUUGAAAGAUACAGGGUCUGAAAGGGGAGCGGGGUUAAGGGGGGUUGUAUAUAAGGGGAGCUGGUGCGGGGUGCGGGGGGGUGUUGUCCUGAUCCCGUAUUUCCGCUCAUUUUUCACGAGAAUCCCCCAUUCUGUACUUUUUUUAUCCGAAUAACUUUCAACCAAUCGUCGUUAAACAGGCUCUUGGGUAUCAAAUUAAUUAUCUUAAGGAUAUAUGUUGUUUUAAAUUUAACAAUCAAGGCUUGGGAAAUGAAUGGUUCAGCUCUUUUUAUACCAAAUAUGAAAUUACCAGUACCUGGUGCUUGUGCUUCCGACAACAUCUCAGUUACAUAAAUCAUUGUUUACUAUGUCAUUUGCUUCAAUUAUUAUCAGCAACUUCUGCCAACUGUGAUUCUGUGUUGAGGUCACUGGACAAAGAAUUGCUAGAGAUAGAAUCUUCUCUAAGUAGCUUUCAAGCACAUUUGGAAAAGGAAAAGAAGUUAUUGGAGCAAGGAGAGGUAACUCAUAACUUCUGUACUACUACAAGAAACUGCUGGUUAGAUGUGGACUGAAACAAUCAAGAAACCCUUUUAUCAAGGACCAUGUGUACCUCUGGACAUGUGUGUACAUUAUUUCAUUUUGUGCCUUAUAUCUCCCAAUAUUUAUUUGAUGAUCAUAAAAUAUUUAAUUUCUGAAAUGUGGUUAUAAUUAUAUUUAUGAUGAUUCUAACAUUCUUUUGAUACAUGUAUUUGUUUUAACUUCAAUAAAGGUUAUGCAAGAUGUUGCAAAAAAAUUUAAAGAAAGACUUGAACACAUUACAUCCAACCUCCCAUCACAUCUCCCUGGAGUUGAAAAGAUAUCACAAAGGUAAAACAAUUGAGUCACUGAAUGAAAAGGUGCAUAUUAACUAAGAGCCUCUCUUUAUAGUUAAAGGAGUCACUUAUCACAUGGCAAGCUUCUUGAGUGCACUUACUCUCCCACUGCAUUGAGAGGUUAAUUUGCUAAAUAUUGAUACAUGUAUUUUUUGCUCCAGAGCAAAAGAAGUUGACAGGGCUCAAUUGAUCACAAAGAAUUUGGUAGAAUUUCUGACAUUCUGUAAACAUUACAGCUUUUGGGAACUAAAAUAUGGUUUAUCACUGUUACACUGUACCAAUGAAAGUGUUCUUUCAAAACCAUAAGACAAAUAAGAACUUUCUUGCCAUAUCAAUUUCAUAUCCUUAAACAUAUGAUGAAAUCACAUUAAAUUUGAUAUUUGUUUCUCUUUCAAAAACUGCAAAUGAAUCAUCUACAUCAGUAGUAAGAUAACAAUCUUUUCCAUUUUGUCUCAAUAGCAUUUUUCAAGACAGUUUCAAAGUAAAUUUGAAGUAAAACAGCACUAUUCCUAGAGCCUACCUAUUCCAUCUAUGAUAACACUAAACCAAAACAAAAACCUAAAAUACAUCUUCACAUGGUCACUGAUAUUUUUAAGCAAAAUUUUAUUUUUUGUCCCAACUGUGAUCAUUUAGAGUUGUUUUGAAAGAGGAAGUUACAACAGAGAAUGUGAAAAAGCCAAGAAAGACCCGCAGAGCUAAAGAUCUAUCAAGCGAGGAUGGAUUCGAGUUUCCCAAGUUAGCAUAUCUCACAGUUGAAGAGUUUGAUCAAAUACCAAAGUAAGAAUUUAACCCAGAGACAAGUAAUUUAAACAACCCCUACAUCUCAAUAAUUGAGAUUAUAGACUUCUUCCAGUUUCCUGUACUUAGAUUUAUCUAAUCAAGGAGAAAAGAUAUUUGUACCCCUUCUUGCAUUAGAAUGUUCCUUUUUGUAACUGUCUGGCUGAAGUACAGGACUGUGGCAGGGUUUUUUAUAACUAUAUUUGUUGAUAUAAUAGCAGCUUUUACUUGAUUUGUUCCAAAGCUCAUUUCACUAUUGUUAUUUUUUUAUUUUGCUUUGUUUUGUGUUGUUCUCAUAGACCCUUUUUAAAUAACCUACUCUCACAUACCUUACUCAGGUACAUCAAGGGACGUACCUCCUAUGACCAAGUCAACAAUGCCAUUGAUGAAAUCCAUAAAGUCAUCACAGCAAAAUACAAGGUAGAAGAGCCGUAUGUUGUUCAGCAGAGUCCACUGGCCAUGGCCAACUAACUUCUAACUUUGGAACACCUGUAGUACAAUGCUUUUACAGUUUCAAAGCUUUUGAAAACCUGAAGCCAGUUAUGAAAAAAUACAAGGUAGAUCAGAGCCGUAUGUUGUUCAGCAGAGUCCACUGGCCAUGGCCAACUAACUUCUAACUUUGGAACACCUGUAGUACAUUGCUUUUACAGUUUCAAAGCUUUUGAAAACCUGAAAACUUUAGACAUUCGAGCUUUCAAGAACCAUUUGUUUGCUUUGCUUGUCAUGACGUGAAAACAUGAUAAACUGAACUUACUUGGUUUUCUUUCAGUCCUAUUAUUAUGUGGCUGCAGUCUUUUGAAAUUUGUCAGUGGUUUAACACAUAUUUUGAAAACUGCAGCCACACUGGUCAUCUGUUGAGAAGGAUAUACCAUACUUGCUUUCUGAAUUUAUUUGAAAGUACUGUUUUAAUUAUAAAUAUGAUAUCUUAAAGUCUCAGCAGAUAUGCUUGGUUCCCAAGUUGCACAUCUUGGGUAUUUCCUGUCUUCAGUAAUGCAAUUAGCACUUCUUUUAUAAAUUACUGACAUGUAUCUAUUUAUGUAUUUAAGGCUUUUAAAGAGGCUGAGAUACCAGACAUAGAGGGUAAGUGACCUAGACUGGCCUUAAAAUACACAUGAAACAUGGACAGUGUGUGUCCUUAGUAGAAAAAAAGCUUUUGCCUGUAUGUAUGUGUGAUGACUGACACAUAUCCAAAUAUGAUUAUUGCCAUGUGCUGGUGUUAUUGCUUGAUCAUGGUGAAAACAUGAUUUCAUGUGAGUGAAUCCUUUUGAAAGAAAGCCUAUUGGCCUAAUAAAUUCUUACACAACCUUACACUGUAGACUGAGGUACAUGCAGUCAAUGAGAAUAACUUCCAACUGAGUCUCAAAAGUAAUCCAGAAACCUGAGACUCUUUAAUUUUUCUCCCCUUUCCCAUUCCAUCAUGACCCCAAAUUUCAGCUGCAUUGGUUUUGUUCUUCAACAGGAGAGUAUUUUUUCAUUGAUGAUGAUCUUAAGACAUACUCACAAAUGAAGAUGGACUCCACUGGAAGGGCAAUUCUUACCAUGUUAAGACAUUGUGGCCGGCUCAGGGAAGUACGAGGAAAAAAACUGCUCAGAUAUGUUCUUAAACUGUGAAUGCUCACACUGAGCAAUUGAAACAUUUACUCCAUGUCAUGAUUAGUUAUGGCAUUGUAUAAGGCAAAGAGGUGCCUACAUUUUUCAGUCCAACAGUAACUUUACUUUUAUUCCCUUUACAGUGCAUAUCUUGAUCAUAUCUAAUAAACCUUUUUAAAUUACUCUUUACUUUCCUAUUGGCUUUGUUCUCUAGCACCUACAUAUAGAACUUGAUUCUCUGUAAAAGUAUGAAAUAAAUACAAAGAUACAGAUAGUUCUUUGCUGGUUGUAAAAGUGAGUGCACUGAAACUAUUCUUUACAAAAUAUUGAAAAAAAAUUUGUCAAAUAAGACGAGUUUUUGUGAUAUCCAACCAAGAAGAGUUUAAAAUCUACUGUAAGUUGAAGUCUUAAAAGUUGAUGACAAAAAAGAAAAAAAAACUGGGUUGAAUCUAGUAAUUUUAGAACCUGAUACUUAGAAUGUUUAUCUGCUUUGUUUUAAUUUGUUCAUAACUUCAAAAAACCAGAUGUGCAUCAGUUGCAUCUACAUGUAAAGAGUGGAGACUUCACAUGAUUGAUUUAACUCUCAAGUCGCCCGCAAAAUCGACUUUUUCCUAAAUUAGUGUCUUUUAUUUCUUUGACUUCUCUUAAUUACAAGUAGUUUAAAAAUUCUAUCUAUCAUUAUCUAUUGUCGAUUUCAUUGGAAAAAGCCAGGGUCUGGGAAUUUUUCAUUUUUUUGUUCACUAUUGUUUGUUCCUGUCGUAGUCUGAGUAUUGUUCUUCGUCCUAUUUAGCUCCGUGAUCCAUAUGAAGCUAAAUCGUUUUCGUUAUCUUUUGCUAGAUUAUUGUCCCUUAGUUUGGAUUUCUUUGAAUCCUGUUUUUGUGAAGUUAUAGGUUGUUAGUGAUGUAUUUGUCAUAAAUUAUAAUACUAACUUAUAACUAGUGGUUUACCAACUUGUCAUUUUCGUAUUUUGUUAUGUCAUGUUAAUAACAUCGUUGUGGACUGGAACUCAACUUCUCUGUUAAGAUUCUUCUUGGUUACCUGUUCAUUUUUUGUCGUAGGUCCUGUGCAUACAUUUCGGUAAUACUAUAUGUUUUACAUUACCUGGUAUUAUGAGCAUUAUUUUCCUUACUUUUCUUACUUUGAGAACAAAAGUUUGAAUUAAAAGUAGUAACGAAUCAGUUGUUACAUGUUACAUGUUAAUAUGUUGGUAAAUUACAGAAGGCGGUAUAGUAUGUUGUUUGAAUCAAGCAAAUUUUCGUUUUUCUUGGUUAUACAUUUAUUAGCUGUCGUCGAAACUAACUUGAAGAAAACACGUCGUCUGAAUGCGUUAAAUAAUACAGACAAGGAUAACACCAGCUUACCGAUUAAUAACUAUCAAGUUAAUGGGUUAGUUUUUUUAGUUGUAAAUCUACGUUCUCGUCUUCGUUGUUCUUGGUUACACAUUUAUUAGCUGUCGUCGAAACUAACUUGAAGAAAACACGUCGUCUGAAUGCGUUAAAUAAUACAGACAAGGAUAACACCAGCUUACCGAUUAAUAACUAUCAAGUUAAUGGGUUAGUUUUUUAAGUUGUAAAUCUACGUUCUCGUCAAGCUUUCGUUCUCUAUUUUUAAGAACCCUAAUUUUUUUACUAAUUCAACCUUGUUAGUUUUAAGAGGCACUGAAUUUUUGUUAUUGACUCCAUGAUAAAAAUUUUAACCGGUGUGCUCCUUUGAGUUCGUUUUUUAGUAGUAUUAAUAUUGUUGCAUCGUGAGCUAGUAGAAAACAUGAUUGAAAUUAGGAAUCUUUAAUGAUGGCAAAUAAACAUAUUAUGAUUUUUAAACAGUCUCUUUGACUCGUUAUUAGAUUCUUGUCUUGGUUAAAUACAUGGAUUCAAAAUUAAUCGCGGCGUGGUAAGCAGUAGCUGCUUUUUAGUCGUUUUGAGUUAAGGUCGCCGAUAUUAACCGAAUUAGUUUCUUGUUAUUCCGUUAUGCUGUUUAGUUAAAAUGUGGUAGCUGACGUUUUGUUAGUUGUGAUUUGUUUUCCAGAUCGUAAUGAAAUGCAGAUUAGCUCGUUAAAGUAAUUAAAAUCUUUAGCUGGCUUGGCCAGGGGUUCAAGUUCAGGGUUACACGCAGUUAUAACAGCUAAUGCUCGCUGCUGUUAUUUCGUAUUUAACCUGUCUGUGUCUUUUUGUCUGUUUGUCUGUGCGUCUGUCUACUUUCUGAUCAUGACUGUCCCUCUGUCCGCAUAAAGUUUAUCGCCAAACUUCGGCGUAUAUUUCAGGGCUAGCAUAACUUUUUGUGAGAUCGGCUGAUACUGUUUCAAGAAACAGUAAAGUGUGACGAUCACAGAAGAAUGAAACGUCUAAACUGCUUC
Pocillopora meandrina is the source of this 6022-nucleotide messenger RNA. The record is from the annotation of a GenBank genome assembly. NCBI's taxonomy places the organism in Eukaryota, Metazoa, Cnidaria, Anthozoa, Scleractinia, Pocilloporidae.